GAUUGCAUUCACUCAGCAACACAGCAGCCAAGUUAAAUUACUUUCCCCAGUUUGUCAUGAUAAGUGAUACCUGGUAAAUCCUAAUUAUAUCCCACCCAAAAAUCACCCAAAAAUUACCCAAAACCACCCAAAAACUACCCGUCUGAGCCAAUGGGACCGUUCGGAUUUACGCUUGAUAAUAUUUACAACACGGUACGGGUCGAGGAGUCUGCGAAGGAUAGCUGUGAACUGCCUAGUACAGGCCUACCUAGGCAAGAGGAAGCUUAAACGUUCAUUAGUGCUUGAUGGCUGAAUGUGGCAUGACAAAACAUUAAGCUUGGGUCGCAGGAGAUCUUUUUUGGUUGCAUCGAACAAUAGACAACAUCUUCCUCUUGCAUCCCUACCUCGCCUUGCAUAGUUCAGGGAAAGACUCGAGAACCUCAAUCCCGCCAACGGCCAAUUGCGAAUCCCGAUUCUCUAUCAUGAAGUGCACUAGAAGGACAAGAACACUGUUCCAGCAAUUGGAAGGCACAAGCAAGAGGAGAGGAGUAUCAUCUUCUUCAUUCAGAUCUUCCCGGCCUCGAUGUCAAGCUGAAGUAUCGUCUGCAGCAACGAAAUGUCACACAACAUAUCAGCCACAAAGAGCGUAUGCUUCGAUAUCAGCUUCAGAACUUCAAUUUGGUCAGCCGGUUCAUGAAACCCAUCCUCAUUUACUGGAUGCUGGAGAAGGUACGAAGAUGAAUUCAACAGCAUAAUUACGAUGCGACUAAACAAAGCGAUAGUUACUCCAGGCAUUUCGGCGCAAGAAUAUGCGGAUCGACGGGCAGAUUUCGCUGCAAAGCUUCCUCCAAAUUCAAUCGCCAUCUUGAGAGGGGCAGAUAUCAAAUACAGAUCUGGGGCCGUAUUUCAUGAAUUCCACCAGCAAUCAAAUUUCUUCUAUCUUACGGGAUUUAAUGAACCCGAGGCAAUUGCGGUAAUACAGAGAUUGGAGUCUUCAGAAUUUAUAUUCCACCUGUUUGUGAGACCUAAAGACCCGCAGGCAGAACUCUGGGAUGGUGCUAGAUCUGGGGAACAAGCUGCCUUGGAUGUUUUUAAUGCAGAUGAAUCUGGAGAUGUCAACCAAGCAGCUUUACAUCUAAGGCCACUUAUUGAAGGAGCUAGUGAAAUAUAUAUGGAUGUCAAAGAAUCUUUCCUUGGGGGUACUCUGGAUUCCAUGGCAGGCGUAUUGAAACAAAAGGAUCUUAUGCAACUAUUCCGCGAUGCGAAAGCAAAAAAAUCGAGGCCAGUUGGGCCGUUGAUAAACGAAUUAAGGGCCAUCAAGAGUGAAGCCGAAAUCGAAAAUAUGCGAAAAGCAGGUAAAAUCUCCGGCAGAUCAUUUACAAAUGCUAUGCGGAAACGAUGGACUGAAGAAAAACAUCUUGGCGCAUUUCUUGAAUUUGAUUUCAAAAUCGGAGGUUGUGAGAAGAAUGCUUACGUGCCAGUCAUUGGAGGUGGAAGAAAUUCUCAGAGCAUACAUUACGUUUCCAACAACGAUGUGCUACGGGAUGGCGAACUUGUCCUUGUAGACGCUGGUGGACAAUACGGUGGAUAUAUCACGGACAUCACGCGAACCUGGCCCAUUAAUGGCAAAUUUACAGAUGCGCAGAAAGAUCUCUACGAAGCACUCUUAAAAGUACAACGAAGUAGUGUUGCGCUAUGCAGGGGAAGUUCAAACAUGACUUUGGACAAAAUCCAUGCAGUUACCAGAAAUGGUCUUACGGAUCAAUUGAAACAAUUAGGAUUCGACAUGUCUGGAAAUGCUAUCGAUACUUUAUUUCCACAUCACGUCGGUCAUUAUAUUGGACUUGAUGUUCACGAUACUCCAGGAUAUUCUCGAAGUAACCUUCUCAGGGAAGGACAUUGUAUUACGAUCGAGCCGGGGGUUUAUGUUCCAAACGAUGAGCGCUGGCCAGCUCAUUUUAGAGGUAUGGGCAUCAGAAUUGAGGAUAGCGUUUGUAUACAGGAGGAUUCACCUCUAGUCUUAACAACCGAGGCAGUGAAGGAGGUUGUAGAUAUCGAAGCUUUACGCGAUUAAAUGAAGGGGGAUGAAUGAAUUGUAUGAUAAUGAUGUAUACCACUCCAAGCCAAAAAAGUAUAAAUGUAUAUACCCACAAAUCAAUCGAGAUUGAUAACAUCGAUUAGAUACUGAGUACUUUACCCA
Molecule: messenger RNA, 2179 nt
Organism: Botrytis cinerea B05.10
Lineage: Eukaryota; Fungi; Ascomycota; Leotiomycetes; Helotiales; Sclerotiniaceae
Gene: Bcicp55
Product: Bcicp55
Exons: 2
Coding region: 462-734 (90 amino acids)
Cellular component (GO): mitochondrion
Molecular function (GO): metalloaminopeptidase activity; manganese ion binding
Source: RefSeq, a predicted model, not a curated record